UCGUCUCUCUUAUUGUUUGUAGCGUCGCUUUGCUACACUUUUCGCGCACGGAUUUGUUUCAACUACGUGAAAUGUCGAGCACCGUAAAAAGCCUCAAGGUUACCUAUAACCCUAUUAAUGAGAAAAACACUUUUACCAGUGGCGACUUGCUUUGUGGUCAGGUCGCUCUGGAGGUGGCCAAAGACUGCCAAAUAGAAUCCCUGUCAAUCAAGUUUAAGGGGAAAGCCGAAGUUUUGUGGACGGAGAGACACGGCCAAACUACUGUUGUUUACCACUCCAAGGACAAGUACUUUAGCCAGAAACAUUACUUUAUUCGAGACAAAAAUCACACAGGAAAUGACAACCAGACACUGCUGACAACCCAGCAUGGAGACACGUACAGCAGUGUUGUUGCCCCAGGAUGCCAUGUCUACCCAUUUACCUUUCAGAUACCUUUCCAGGAACUUCCCUCUUCCUUCAACGGUUCUGUUGGUAAAAUUGUGUACUUGCUGGAAGCCAAGCUGAGCAGAUCAAUGAGGAUUGACAAGAAAGAUUCAACUAAGAUAAACUUUGUGUCAAAAGCAGACCUCCACAGUGUCCCUGGGCUAAUGACACCACAGCACGAGUCCAAGGAUAAGAAAAUGAAAGUUUUCACCUCAGGAACAGUAGCCAUGGAUGUAGAUAUUGAAAAAUCAGGUUUCUUCCAAGGAGAGGGAUUAAAGGUUCUGGCCUUCAUUCAGAACAACUCCUCUCGUGAAAUCAAGCCCAAGUACUGCGUGUACAGAAAGCACAGCUUCUUUGCAAAUGGGAAGAGAAGAGUCGAUACUAAAGACCUCGUAAAAGAGGUAGGAGAACCCAUCCCUCCUUCUGCAAGCGAAAAGGUCACACGGGUCAUCACCAUCCCCCAUGAUUUGGAGCCUUCCAUCUUCAACUGCAACAUCAUCAAAGCAGAGUACAGACUCAGGGUCUACCUCGAUGUCAAAUAUGCUUCAGACCCAGAGAUCAAAUUUCCCAUAAUGAUCCUGCCGGCCUUUCAGUUUCCUGCUGCGGCACCACUGCCUGCUGCUGCUGGCUUUGGAUUAGAACCAUUUGGGAACCCAGUGCCACCAGCCUGGGGCAUUGCACCACCCCAACCACCAGUAGUACCCCAGCCUUUUGAUCUCCCUCCUCCCUAUGGAGACCAUGGGAUGUAUCCUCCUUUGACGGGUUUUGGCAACAAAUAUCAGUGAUGGGACUAUGAAGGUACUUGGGCAUUUAAAUGAAAUAAGGAGAUAGAAUAGGAAUCUACAGUUACUGCUUUGUUCAUUCAUUAAAUAUUAUAGUGUUUCGUAUAAUAUUAUCUAUCUUGUCUAGGGUUAGGGUCAUAUGUUAUCUAUGUUGUAAAUGUUAAAUGAUACACAUAUUGUAGAAAAACAGACAGUGUGCUCUGCACUGAAACAUGGUACCUAUUGCAAUACAGUGGCUCUCUUUUUUAUGUUUUUCAUAUUUAUUUGUGUUUGGUUACAGCUAAAAUUUGUUUACUGGAGUUUCAUAAUUAAAAGAGAAUAGUAUUUA
Messenger RNA from Toxotes jaculatrix (banded archerfish), 1533 nucleotides. Its product is annotated as arrestin domain-containing protein 3-like. The transcript is spliced from 7 exons. Gene Ontology annotation, cellular component: cytoplasm; plasma membrane. NCBI's taxonomy places the organism in Eukaryota, Metazoa, Chordata, Actinopteri, Toxotidae. Gene Ontology annotation, biological process: protein transport. The record is from RefSeq and is a predicted model, not a curated record. Bases 72 to 1208 code for a protein of 378 amino acids.